GGGAGCGGCGGGGGCCUGGGGCCCCGGAUUGAGCCCUCCCCGCCCGGGGUCCCGACGCGCUCGGUCUCGGGGAGGCCCGGACGCGUCCGUCGCAGGCCGGGCGGUGAGCGGCGGGCGGCGGGGAGGGGGCUCCGCGGAGCGGGAGGCGGCCCCUGGCUGCGCGCCCGGCGUCCGGCGUCCGGUCACCGCGAUUCCCACCCCCUCCCGGCCGCACCAUGGCCCUGAAGGCCGAGGGCGCCGCGCUCGACUGCUUCGAGGUGACGCUCAAAUGCGAGGAAGGGGAGGACGAGGAGGAGGCCAUGGUGGUGGCCGUAAUUCCGCGGCCCGAGCCGAUGCUCAGAGUGGCCCAGCAGGAAAAGACCCCACCACCUAGGCCCAACCUGCUGGAGGCGGGCGGCGACGGCUGUGAGGAGCCCAGGCAGCAGGUGUCUUGGGAACAGGAGUUCCUGGUGGGAAACAGCCCAGGAGGCAGCGGGCGGGCACUGUGCAUGGUGUGUGGGGCCGAGAUCCGGUCCCCCUCCGCGGACACGGCGCGCAUGCACAUUCUGGAGCAGCACCCUCACACCCUGGACCUGAGCCCUUCGGAGAAGAGCAACAUCCUGGAGGCCUGGAGUGAGGGGGUGGCCCUUUUGCAAGACGUCAGAGCUGAGCAGCCUUCUUCACCCACCUCAGACUUGGGCCAGGAUGUCGAAGCUGACCCAGACUCUGACCCAGACCCUGCCAAAAUGCCAGCAGAGAUUGUCGUCCUCCUGGACUCUGAGGACAACCCAUCUCUCCCGAAAAGGAGCCGGCCCAGGGGACUCCGCCCCCUCGAGUUUCCUGCUGCCCCCGCCUCAGAGCCAGGAAACAAGAAGCCCCGUGGUCAGAGAUGGAAGGAGCCUCCUGGGGAAGAGCCAGUUAGAAAGAAAAGAGGCAGACCCAUGACCAAAAACUUGGACCUGGAUCCAGACCCUGACCCAGGUGACGGGGAGGCCCAGUGUGGGUGCGGGCAUGGGCUCUGGCCACGGUGCUCCGAGAGGAAAGCCAAGCCGGUGAGGGGGGCGGUGGGGUCCAGGUCUUUGGAUUCUGACUUUAGUAGCGAUAGGCCGCUCAGACCCACAGUUCCGUCUCGUGCUUCCUUUCAGACCCCCCAUCGCCCGACUCCCCCACGGAGACUUUUGCGGCUCCCGCUGAGGUCCGGCACUUCACCGACGGCAGCUUCCCCCCUGGCUUCGUCCUCCAGCUCUUCUCCCACACCCAGCUCAGGGCCUCAGACAGCAAGGACUCACCCAAAGAGGAGAGAGCUGCUGAAGGGGGCCUUCCCCAGCCGGAAAGCCCCUCUCCAGCUCCCCCUCCGGGGCUUCGCGGGACACUGGAUCUCCAGGUUAUCCGCGUACGGAUGGAGGAGCCCCCGGCAGUCAGCCUCCUGCAAGACUGGUCCAAGCACCCCCAGGGCGCCAAGGGUGUGGGAGCAGGUGACACCCCAAACUGGCCUACAGUUCUGUCGGAAUCCAGCACCGCUGUCGGGGGGCAGCCAGAGGCAGGGAGUGGUGUAUAGGUUCUUGCUUUCCUGGGGAGGCGGGAAGGGAAGAGGCGGGGUCCCCCUUUGGCUUAUCACUCAGAGCUGCCCAGCUCGGCCACCUGAUGGAGAGAGUAAAACUGGGUGCCAAGGCAGGCUGGAGGAGAGGGCGGGGGGCAGCAUCCACUGUCACUCGGGGGCAUUGGCAGACGCUCCCGGCAAGGCAUGGGGCCGGGCCCUGAGAGGGGCAGGCUGGCCUGAGGGCAGUCGUGCGGUAGGGCAUUGGGCCUGUGGAGAACACCUACCCCAAUCCUUUUGCUGACCCAGACCUCUCCGUCCCCCCUCCCAGCCCCCACCAUUCUCCCUUGGCACAGUGCCUUACACAAGAGGUGGUCAUGAUGGGGUUUGAACUGAGUCCCACUACCUCGGGGGACGCCUCUCCUCCCCCACCCGUUCAGGCUCCUAAACCAGGAGGCCUCCAUUACCUCUUCCCGUUCCAUCCCUGCAGGAGGCCCAAGCAGCCCACCUGGGGGCUUUUGUUCACUCCCUUCUUUCACCUGUUUUCCUGUUGUAUAUAUCUCCUUUGUUGACAAUAAAUUAUUUUUUUUUAUUAAGAGA
Messenger RNA from Leopardus geoffroyi (Geoffroy's cat), 2116 nucleotides. It is a transcript of the gene SPINDOC, whose product is annotated as spindlin interactor and repressor of chromatin binding. The coding region runs from base 216 to 1820 and encodes 534 amino acids. Gene Ontology annotation, biological process: negative regulation of DNA-templated transcription. The record is from RefSeq and is a predicted model, not a curated record. The transcript is spliced from 5 exons. Lineage: Eukaryota; Metazoa; Chordata; Mammalia; Carnivora; Felidae.